GCUUUCGACCUGUCAGCUGGCCGUGGACUGCGGCGCCAGCGCGGCCGCUCUCCGAAGGUUGGGGCCCUGCUGGCGACUCCCGCGACGCUUCCUGAUGCUCCCAGGUCUCCGGGCCAGGGCCAUGUUCCGGACCGCCGUGAUGAUGGCCGCCAGCCUAGCGCUGACUGGGGCCGUGGUGGCUCAUGCCUACUACCUCAAGCACCAGUUCUACCCCACUGUAGUCUACCUGACCAAGUCCAGCCCCAGCAUGGCGGUCCUGUACAUCCAGGCCUUCGUCCUUGUCUUCCUCUUGGGCAAGGUGAUGGGCAAGGUGUUCUUUGGGCAGCUGAGGGCAGCGGAGAUGGAGCACCUCCUGGAACGAUCCUGGUACGCCGUCACCGAGACCUGCCUGGCCUUCACGGUCUUCCGGGACGACUUCAGCCCCCGCUUUGUCGCCCUCUUCACCCUGCUGCUCUUCCUCAAGUGUUUCCACUGGCUGGCUGAGGACCGCGUGGACUUUAUGGAACGCAGCCCCAACAUCUCCUGGCUCUUUCACUGCCGAAUUGUCUCCCUCAUGUUCCUUCUGGGUAUCCUGGACUUCCUCUUCGUCAGCCAUGCCUAUCACAGCAUCCUGACCCGUGGGGCCUCAGUGCAGCUGGUGUUUGGCUUUGAGUACGCCGUCUUGCUCACCAUGGUGCUCACCGUCUUCAUCAAGUACGUGCUGCACUCCGUGGACCUGCAGAGCGAGAAUCCCUGGGACAACAAGGCAGUGUACAUGCUCUACACCGAGCUGUUCACAGGCUUCAUCAAGGUUCUGCUGUACAUGGCCUUCAUGACCAUCAUGAUCAAGGUGCACACCUUCCCCCUCUUCGCCAUCCGACCUAUGUACCUGGCCAUGAGGCAGUUCAAGAAAGGGGUGACAGACGCCAUCAUGUCUCGCCGAGCUAUCCGUAACAUGAACACACUGUAUCCAGACGCCACCCCCGAGGAGCUCGAGGCCAUGGACAACGUCUGCAUCAUCUGCCGGGAGGAGAUGGUAACCGGCGCUAAGCGGCUGCCCUGUAACCACAUUUUCCACACCAGCUGCCUGCGCUCCUGGUUCCAGCGGCAACAGACCUGCCCUACCUGCCGCAUGGAUGUCCUUCGGGCAUCGCUGCCGGCCCAGUCACCACCUCCCCCCGAGCCUGCAGACCAGGGUCCACCGCCUGCGCCUCACCCUCCACCACUCCUGCCCCAGCCCCCUAACUUCCCCCAGGGUCUUCUGCCACCGUUCCCUCCAGGCAUGUUCCCACUGUGGCCCCCCAUGGGCCCCUUCCCACCUGUCCCACCACCUCCCAGCUCGGGAGAGGCGGGGGCGCCUCCCUCCACAAGUGCAGCAGCCCUCUCCCGGCCCAACGGAGCAGCCGCCGCAGCCGCCACCUCCACAGUUGCUGGGGCCUCUGCCCAGGCACCUGGCCCUGCCCCUGCCUCCGAGGCUGGGCCAGCCCCCGCUUUCCCCUUCCCUCCCCCCUGGAUGGGCAUGCCCCUGCCUCCACCCUUCGGUAGGUUGGGCUGCCCUCGCUGUACAGGAUGGGGAGGGCGCGCCAGGCCUGGCAGCCAGCUGAGUCCCUCACUGUCCUCAGCCUUCCCCCCAAUGCCAGUGCCCCCCGCGGGCUUUGCCGGGCUGACCCCCGAGGAGCUGCGGGCCCUGGAAGGUCAUGAGCGGCAGCACCUGGAGGCCCGGCUGCAGAGCCUGCGCAACAUCCACACGCUGCUCGACGCUGCCAUGCUGCAGAUCAACCAGUACCUCACCGUGCUUGCCGCCCUGGGGCCCCCCCGGCCUGCCACUUCAGUCAACCCCUCUGAGGAGGCUGCGGCCUCUCCAGUGGCUACUGCUGCUGCUGCCACCGCUACCACCUCCACAAGCGUCCCCAGCCCGGAGGCCACCAGCCCAUCCCUGGGAGCCUCUCCUUCAUCCCCAGAGCCUGAGAAGUCUUCAGCUCCCGAAUCGGUGGGCGCCGAGGAACUGCCCGAGGACGGGGAGCCCGAUGCAGCAGAGCUCCGCCGCCGCCGCCUACAAAAGCUGGAGUCCCCGGUUGCCCACUGACACUGCCCCAGCCCGGCCCUCCCCGCUCUCCUGAGCAGCCCUCGCUGGGACUUGUCCUGCCACCAAGUGCCAGCUCCCUCUGCACCAGGGAGCAGCAGCCCCCGCCAAGUGGAGUCCCCAGCUGAUUCGUGCAGGUGGUCCCAGGCAGCCAUGGGGACCGACGGGGAGGGGUCAUUCCCAGCUCUCUCUCCUGCAGCCCUGCCGCUUGAUGGGGCCCAGCCAGGAGGGCAAAGGCAGCCCCUCAGAGCCGCCGCUGCCAAGGCAUUAGGUGGCACGGCACUGCCGACAGUAUUUGCUCCUUCUGCUCCAGGUGGACUGGUACCAAUCCCCCCUCCUGUGUCCUCAUCUCCCCAGAGAACCCUUGCCGUGGUGGCUGUGCCCCCUAUGCCCGGUGGCAUUUCCGUGUCUUUCUGGCAACCACAACUCAGGGAAAGAAGUGCCUGGGGGUGGGGGGCAGGUGGGCAACAGAGGGACCCUGCCCCACCCCUCCCCAGGCCCCUCUUCCCAUGCCGCUUCUCUGAAGGAGACCCCUGAUGUCUGGCCCCGCCCCCGCAGCCCUGGUCUAGCCUCCCAGCAGGCCUCUCACCAGCCUGCAGGACUGCUCUGGAGUUGGGAGGAAUCAGAAUGUCUGCCUUCCUGGUGUCUUCGGGCUUAGGCUGUCUUUUGAAUUUGAAUGUUUGAUCCCAGGAAAAAGGAACAGGCAUGUCAGGGUCCAGACCAGGGAGGGACCUCCGGGAGCCCAAGCCUGCCUGCCACCCCACACCCCCAAUCUCUUCCCUCUCAGUUUUGUGUUACAGGAGUUGCUGGAGAGUUUCAAAUGAUUAUUUAAUUUGUAAAUACUGUACAAAUUUUAAUAGCUUAAAUUGUAUAUACAGCCAAAUAAAACCUAGCAUUAACAACUGGUA
Echinops telfairi (small Madagascar hedgehog) is the source of this 2970-nucleotide messenger RNA. RefSeq names its product synoviolin 1 (gene SYVN1). Gene Ontology annotation, cellular component: cytoplasm. The coding region runs from base 95 to 2065 and encodes 656 amino acids. Lineage: Eukaryota; Metazoa; Chordata; Mammalia; Afrosoricida; Tenrecidae. The record is from RefSeq and is a predicted model, not a curated record. The transcript has 15 exons.